This is a messenger RNA of Wyeomyia smithii (pitcher-plant mosquito), 1785 nucleotides long. RefSeq names its product protein peste-like. Gene Ontology annotation, molecular function: scavenger receptor activity. The transcript is spliced from 3 exons. Lineage: Eukaryota; Metazoa; Arthropoda; Insecta; Diptera; Culicidae. Bases 231 to 1775 code for a protein of 514 amino acids. The record is from RefSeq and is a predicted model, not a curated record. Gene Ontology annotation, cellular component: membrane; cytoplasm.
CGGUUCGCUGCUUAUUCUCCCGACAAAGUCUACCGCGAUCGGACGUCAGUCGUCGCGGAGCAAGUUUUUCCGUUUUCAGUUUUCCCACCAGCCAUUCGCGAAAAAGGCGCGAGCGGAAAAGUGCGUGCGUGCAUGCGUUGUGAGUGUUGCGCAGGCGCGGGUAGCGGAGAAAAUUGGCCACACCUUCGGGAGUGUUUUUCCGAUUUGGUUUUUUUGAGUUGCGCGUUGUGAUGAUUUUUACCCGAUUGAACUGCGUCGCCGUAACGGGCGGAGUCCUGGCACUGAUCGGUGCCAUUUUCGCGCUCUUCUGGGGUGAUAUUCUGGAUGCCAUAAUCGUAAAGGAAAAAUCCCUCACCCCCACAUCGAAAGCGUUCAAGCAGUGGAAACGUCCGCCGUUCCUGCUGAACUGGGAGAUCACCUUCUUCAACUGGACCAAUGCGGAAGAUUUUCUGACGAACAAAACGACCAAACCGGCGUUCGCGGAAGUGGGACCGUACGCCUACACGGAAACUUCCGAAAAGGUGGACGUUCGGUUUAAUACGAAAAAUUCCACCAUAAGCUUCCGGAAGCGAGUUUACUUCAAUCCGGUGGAAGCUCUUACCCGAGCUCGGCUGGAUGAGGAGAUUACUAGUAUCAACAUGGUGGCUCUAUCGGCGGCCAGUCGGGCAAGCUUCUGGGGAUAUGCGGCCCAGCGGGCCGUUUCGUUUGGUUUGUUUACAUAUCGGCAGGAGAUUUCGGUGACUCGGACGGCGAGUGAGUUGCUGUUUGAAGGCUAUCCGGAACCGAUGAUCCAGCGGGCGCAGGAGAUAUUGAGCUUCAUUGGAGAGGACAUUCCUUUCGAAGGACGGUUCAGUUGGUUUCAUACGAUUAACGCAUCGAAGAAAGCCUACGGAGUGUUCAAUAUGGACUCGGGACGAGAGGAUUCCGGUCAAUAUGGUUUGAUUCGGGCGUGGAACUACAAGAGUAAAACGGACACCGCUAGUGGCGAGUGUGGAAAAUUCCGUGGCUUCUCGGGGGAUAUUUUCCCAACGAAGAUCCGAAAGGAUCGUCCGCUGGGGAUUUUCACACCGGAAAUGUGUCGUAUGGUUUCGUUCGAGUUCGAACGGGAAGAGGAUAUUUAUGGGGUGAAGGCCUACCGAUUCGUGGGUAGCGAAAGAACCAUCGAUAAUGGAUCGCUGUAUGCCGAAAAUCAGUGUAACUUCGGACCCGAAUGGAUGCCCUCGGGGGUGAUCAACAUCACCGAGUGUCGCCUUGGAGCUCCCUUCUACAUGUCGUUCCCCCACUUUUACCUGGGCGAUCCGUACUAUCGGGAGCACAUCGAUGGCAUGCAGCCCAACAAGGAUCGGCAUCAAUUUUUCUUCACCAUCGAACCAACAACCGGACUGGUCUUGAAUGCGUCCAUUCGGUUUCAGAUUAAUGUUUUGCUGAGGCAGUUUCCAUCGAUAGCCCUCUAUCAGGAUGCUCCACGGUCCUACAUUCCAGUUCUGUGGUUUACGCGCAACUUCGAAAUGCCCCAAGAGGAAGUGCAGAAAAUCAAAGACUUGCUAAGCAUAUCUCAGCUUGGCUAUAAGGGCAGCUUUGCGGUGAUUGGUGCUGGCCUCCUGAUUGGGCUGCUAGCGCUAGUUCUAGGCUGCGCCUUCAAAACCGCUAAGAUCAAGAAGCAACCCGGGAGUGGAGCUGAAACCGAAGACCGAACGGUUUGCAAUGGAGACGCACGAGGGGAUUAUCAUGCAGUGCAGAAUGGGAACCAAAAUAAGGAACGAAUAAAACUUUGAUAGUUAUCAA